Messenger RNA from Parastagonospora nodorum SN15, 507 nucleotides. RefSeq lists its product as hypothetical. Lineage: Eukaryota; Fungi; Ascomycota; Dothideomycetes; Pleosporales; Phaeosphaeriaceae. The record is from RefSeq and is a predicted model, not a curated record. Bases 1 to 507 code for a protein of 168 amino acids. The transcript is spliced from 2 exons.
AUGUCAAAAGCCCUCUUAUUCUUCAGCCUCGUCUGCCACGUAACAUCGAUGUCUAUUCGAUCAGAAAAGACAUCUCGUGACACAAACUUGGGGAAGGGAUCCUGCGCAUCCGCCAAAUUACCAACCGAAGAACAAUUCGUCAGUGGCUACACCAAAGUAUGCGAUACCUUCAUCGAAGGAUAUGGCAUGCACCGAAUCAAACACGACGACCCGUUACGAGCAACGAUCACAUUAACCAACGCCGAUGGCUCCACUUCUGAAUGGGUGUACAGGAUCUCCAUCCAGAACGACAAGAGCUCCGACAGACACGACAUCGAUCGUACGACAUGCAAGAACCAGUUCCAGGAAUUUCUGGAUGGCAACAAAGGUCUUGAUGGUAGCCAGGAAACUGGGCUAGGCAAGACGUAUUGCGUGGUUGACGGGACUGGCGGAGAUAGAAUAGGUACGGAACCCAACCGCCGUCCAACCGCAAACCAUGGGCAAGGAAAGCUUGUUCACCAAGACUGA